AUGAGGGGCCCGGGGCUCUUCUGCUGCUGCUGUUGCUGCCUGGCCCUGCUGCUGCUCCUGGGGACGGCAGAAGAAGCAGAGGACGCCAGGGAAACUGCCUUGAGGGAUCGCUCCCAUAUCGAGAACACCUUGAAGCUGAAAGAGGAUAAGCCCAUCGAUGACUACUCAGCCACCCUGCAGCGCCUGAGGAAGAUCUACCACAGCUCCAUCAAGCCCUUGGAACAGUCCUACAAGUACAAUGAGCUGCGGCAGCAUGAGAUCACGGCUUACCCUGGACGCACCUUGGGCUCUUCAGCCACAGAUGGAGAGAUCACUUCCAAGCCAAUGGUGCUGUUCCUGGGGCCGUGGAGCGUUGGCAAAUCCACCAUGAUUAACUAUCUGCUGGGACUGGACGACACUCCUUAUCAGCUCUACACAGGAGCAGAGCCGACCACCUCAGAGUUCACUGUCAUCAUGCACGGCCCCAAGCUGAAGACCAUCGAAGGGAUUGUCAUGGCUGCUGACAGCGCUCGCUCCUUCUCCCCACUUGAGAAGUUUGGACAGAACUUUCUGGAGAAGCUGAUCGGGAUUGAGGUCCCACAUAAGCUUUUGGAGAGGGUGACCUUCGUGGACACCCCUGGGAUCAUUGAGAACCGGAAGCAGCAGGAGCGAGGGUACCCAUUCAAUGACGUCUGCCAGUGGUUCAUCGACAGAGCUGACCUCAUUUUUGUGGUGUUUGACCCCACCAAGCUGGACGUGGGGCUGGAGCUGGAGAUGCUGUUUCGCCAGCUGAAGGGCCGCGAGUCUCAGAUCAGAAUAAUUCUGAACAAGGCAGACAGCCUGGCCACCCAGGAGCUCAUGCGAGUCUAUGGGGCCUUGUUUUGGAGCCUGGCCCCACUGAUCAAUGUCACGGAGCCCCCGCGGGUUUAUGUCAGCUCCUUUUGGGCUCAGGACUACCAGCCGGACACUCACAGAGACCUUUUCCUAAAAGAAGAGAUCUCGCUCCUGGAAGACCUCAACCAGGUGAUUGAAAACCGGCUGGAGAACAAGAUUGCCUUCAUCCGCCAGCAUGCUAUCAGGGUCCGGAUCCACGCGCUCCUCGUUGACCGCUACUUGCAAACCUAUAAGGAUAAAAUGACCUUCUUCAGCGAUGGAGAACUAGUGUUCAAGGACAUAGUGGAGGAUCCAGACAAAUUCUACAUCUUCAAGUCUAUUCUGGCCAAGACCAAUGUCAGCAAGUUUGACCUCCCUAAUCGUGAGGCCUACAAGGACUUCUUUGGGAUCAACCCGAUCAGCUCCUUCAAGCUCCUCGCCCAGCAGUGCUCCUACAUGGGAGGCUGUUUCCUGGAGAAGAUCGAAAGGGCCAUCACCCAUGACCUGCCUGACCUCUUGGGUAGCGUAGGCCUGGGGAAAAAGCCCAGCGUCCUCUCCUGUGACACCACAGGGUGUGGGGAAACGCCAAAGAACCGUUACAAGAAACAUUAACGGGGCUGUUCCAUGUAGCCACCAGUUCCUUUGCUCCUGUGGGUGAAUGAGCUUAUGUCUUAUCUGUCCAAGAUGCCGAGGUUUGUUAACCCUUCCAAUGCCACACUGACAAGAGCUAAUAUACAAGGAGGAGUUGAAGGCCC
Messenger RNA from Heteronotia binoei (common prickly gecko), 1607 nucleotides. RefSeq names its product sarcalumenin (gene SRL). The coding region runs from base 1 to 1464 and encodes 487 amino acids. The transcript has 7 exons. Gene Ontology annotation, molecular function: GTP binding. The record is from RefSeq and is a predicted model, not a curated record. NCBI's taxonomy places the organism in Eukaryota, Metazoa, Chordata, Lepidosauria, Squamata, Gekkonidae.